GCACCAGACAUGGGACACACAACACAACGUCCUGGGUGACUUUAUACUCAGUAGAUAGUACUCCACGGUUAUAUUCUUCUUCUGAAGUCUGUGCCCUGGUGGUGACCCCUACGAGGGGUGAAGAGAAGGAUCAUGGGUACGGGCAGUCAAGUCCGAUUGCUGCUGUGGAAGAACUGGACACUUCGCAAGAGACAGAAGAUCCGGUUCUUCAUGGAGAUAAUGUGGCCAGUGGUUCUGUUCAUUGGACUAGUGUGGCUGAGAAGUGCUAACCCUUUAUAUCGCCAACAUGAGUGUCACUUUCCCAACAAGGCCAUGCCCUCGACUGGCAUCCUUCCAUGGAUCCAGGGAAUCUUCUGCAACGCCAACAACCCAUGCUUCCAGUACGCUACCAGGGGAGAGGGCCUCGGACUCGUCUCCAACUACAACGAUUCCAUACUGGCUCGGUUCUACUUGGACACCCAGGAGCUUCUGCUGAGUGACCCAGAGUUCCUGCAGCUUGGUCGGCUCUGGAGGGAACUGUUCACCAUGAGCACCUUCAUGGACACCCUGCGGACCAACCCAGAACAGGUCUCAGGUCGAGGGCUGAAGGUAGAGGACAUUCUGAAGGAUGAUGAGACCCUGACGUCCUUUCUCCUAAGGGAUGUUCCUCUGUCAGAGGAUGUGGUCAUUGAGCUGGUCAAUGCCAAGAUCAGGCCUGAGCAGUUUGUGUUUGGCGUCCCUGACCUCCACCUGAAGGACAUUGCCUGCAGUCAGACCCUGCUGGAGCGCUUCAUCAUCUUCCCCAGCCGCAGGGGGCUGUACAGGGUGCACAGCGCCAUUUGUGUCCUCACACCACAGAGACUACAGACCAUAGAGGACAGGCUCUACGCCAACGUGGACUUCUUUAAACUCUUCCGUCAGCUUCCCCGGGUGUUGGAUAACCACUCCAACGGCGUCGACCUAAACUUCUGGGCCAGAGUACUCUCCGCCGCCUCCGAAAAGCUGCGAGAGUUGUCAGAGAGGAACAGCUCCAGAGCGCUGGUGGAGGUGAUGUCCCCCCUGCUCCAGACCCAGGGGCCCCAGGGGGGCUCUCCCCCGUCUUUCAGCCAGCUGAUGGGGGCUGUGUCCAGCCUGGUGUGUGGCUACAUGGAGGGGGCCUUCUCUCGGGUGGCCUCCUUCAACUGGUAUGAGGACAACAACUACAAGGCCUUCAUGGGGAUCAACGAUAGCACCCGGGGAGGACAGGGACAGUACACUUACGACCACACCGCCACUCCGUUCUGUAAUGAUCUGAUGAAGGAGCUAGAGUCCAAUCCCAUCACCAGGAUCAUGUGGAGCUCUGUCAAGCCCAUGCUGAUGGGGAAGAUCCUCUACGCACCCGACUCCCCAGCCGUCAGAAAGAUAAUCAGAAAUGCCAACACCACAUUUGAGGAGCUGGAGAGGCUGAGGACCAUGGGUCGGGCCUGGGAGGAGGUGGGUCCUCAGGUUUGGGCCUUCUUCCAGGACAGCAUUCAGAUGAACAUGAUCAGGGACACCAUAAGGAAUCCCACGGUGAGGGACUACAUUGACAGGAGUCUACAGGACACAGAGUUCUCCUCUAAACACAUCCUCAACUUCCUGUACAACGGGCCAAUAGAAGACAGGGACUACGACAUUGCCAAUUUUGAUUGGAGGAAUGUCUUCAACCUCACAGACCAAGUCAUCCGUAUGAUGAACCAGUAUGGAGAGUGUCUGAUCCUGGAUAAGUUCUCUGGGCUGAACAAUGAGGAGCAGAUGACCCACAGAGCUCUGAGUCUGAUGGGGGAGAGUAAGUUCUGGGCUGGCCUGGUCUUCAUGGACACCUACCCCUGGACCACCAAGGUUCCACCCCACGUCCGGUUUAAGAUCCGCAUGGACAUCGACGCAGUGGAGCGCACCAAUAAGAUCAAGGACAGAUACUGGGACCCUGGUCCUAGGGCGGACCCCAUGGAUGAUCUGCGCUACGUGUGGGGGGGCUUUGCCUAUCUGCAGGACAUGAUAGAGCAUGGCAUCAUCAGGACCCAGACAGGCAAGGACUGGCCCAUCGGUGUCUACCUACAACAGAUGCCCUACCCAUGCUACGUGGACGACCUCUUCAUGCUGACAUUGAACCGUUGCUUCCCCAUCUUUAUGGUGCUGGCGUGGGUCUACUCAGUGUCUAUGACCGUGAAGAGCAUCGUCUUGGAGAAGGAGCUCAGGCUCAAGGAGACCUUGAAGACCAUGGGGGUCACCAACGGGGUUCUGUGGGUCACAUGGUUCAUAGACAGCUUCCUCAUGAUGGCUGCCAGCACUGCCCUGCUCACUGGGAUCAUUAUGGGUGGUAAGGUGUUGAACUACAGCAACCCCCUGAUCCUGUUCCUGUUUCUUCUAACCUUCACCACGGCCACCAUCAUGCAGUGUUUCCUACUCAGUGUCUUCUUUAACAAGGCUAACCUGGCUGCAGCCUGCAGCGGUAUCAUCUACUUCACCCUCUACCUGCCCCACAUCCUCUGCUUCGCAUGGCAGGACCGCAUCACCAAGGAUGACAAGAUCAUGGCAAGCCUGAUGUCCCAAGUGGCGUUUGGCUUUGGGACAGAGUACUUGUCCCGUUAUGAGGAGCAGGGUCUGGGUCUGCAGUGGGACAACAUCCAGACCAGCCCUCUGGAGGGGGAUGAGUACUCCUUCCUCACCUCCAUCUCCAUGAUGGCCCUGGAUACUGUACUCUACGCCGUCCUUGCCUGGUACCUCGACAACGUCUUCCCAGGGCAGUAUGGAAUUGGUCGGCCAUUUUAUUUCCCCAUCCUGCCCUCCUAUUGGCUCAAUUCCAGACCCCCAAAGCCAAAAGAGUUGGAGAAACCCAGGUUUGACAACCUGGUAAACCAGACUGAAGAGAACCAGAAGACCAAUCAUGUACCAGGUGACGACCAGAACACUAAGGCACCAGAUGAGGAGCUUCCAUCCUGCAAACACCAGGACAAACGAGAGAGGCUGGGGAAGGGGAAAACAGAAGAGGAGGAGGAGGAGGAGAAGAACCAGGAGGAAAAACAAAAUGGAGAAAAAGAGGGUCAGCCCAGUCAUGCCUACUUUGAGGGGGAGCCAGCAGGGCUGGUGGAGGGUGUGUGUGUUCAGAACCUGGUCAAGGUGUUUGGCAGGGGACAAAAGCCUGCAGUAGACGGACUGAGCAUCACAUUCUAUGAGAGCCAGAUCACUGCUUUCCUGGGGCACAAUGGAGCUGGGAAGACCACCACCAUGUCUAUCCUGACGGGGAUGUUUCCUCCCACCUCGGGGACAGCCUCCAUCUAUGGGAAGGACAUCCGGACAGACAUGGACACCAUCAGGCACUCUCUGGGCAUGUGUCCCCAGCACAACAUCCUCUUUCACCAUAUGACCGUAGAAGAACACAUCCUGUUCUACAGCCUGCUGAAGGGAAGGUCUCUGUCUGAGGCUCAACUGGAGGUAGAGAACAUGCUGGAGGAUCUGGGCCUGCCGCACAAGAGAGACGAGGAGGCACAGAACCUCUCAGGCGGCAUGCAGAGGAAGUUGUCUGUUGCCAUGGCGUUUGUAGGCGGUGCCAAGGUGGUGAUUCUGGACGAGCCCACGUCGGGGGUGGACCCCUACUCCAGACGAUCUAUCUGGGACCUGCUGCUCAAGUACCGAUCAGGACGUACAGUGAUUCUGUCCACUCACCACAUGGACGAGGCUGACCUGUUGAGUGACCGUGUGGCCAUCAUCUCUCAGGGUCGUCUUCACUGCUGCGGCUCCCCGCUCUUCCUCAAGAACUGCUUCGGUGCCGGCUUCUACCUCACCCUGGUUCGACGCAUGAAAUACGAGGAACCCAAGGCCAAGAUGAAGUGUGACUGUACUGAUGAGUGUUCCUGUAAGUGCUCCACCUGUACCACGUACAAAGAAGAGUUACGUCAAGCCAAAACCCCGGACAGACAGUUGGACGGUGACUUGUCAAGCAUCACAGGGCUGGUCCACCACCAUGUCCCAGAGGCUCGUUUGAUCGAGGCUAUCGGCCAGGAGUUGACCUACCUGCUGCCCAACCAGGGCUUCCAGCCCAGGGCCUACGCCUCCCUCUUCAGAGAGCUGGAGGAAACCCUCUCUGACAUCGGCCUCAGUAGCUUCGGGGUCUCCGACACAUCACUGGAGGAGAUAUUCCUGAAAGUGACAGCGAAUGGUGAAGCCAAAUCUGGCAAAACUGAACAAGAGGCAGACGGGGUGACCCAGGCCAACAGGCAGGGGCAUUCUGGGGGCUUGGAGGGCAGCGAGGGGCGGGGCUCUGGACAGGUCAAAGGUGUCUGUCUGGUCCUGAAACAGUUAUUUGCCCUGCUCAUCAAACGGUUUCACCACGCCACAAGAUCACAUAAGGACUUCUUUGCUCAGAUAGUUUUGCCUGCCAGUUUUGUGUUCAUAUCACUGAUGUUCACUACGAUCGUACCUCCAUUUGGAGAGUACCCCAGCCUGACCCUUAGUCCCUGGAUGUAUGGACGACAGUUCACCUUCUUCAGUAACGAGCGUACCCUGGACCCUGAGAUGAGGUACUUUGGAGAGGUGCUGCUAAACAAGCCUGGAUUUGGGACUCGCUGCAUGGUGGAUGAACCUCUAGAGGAUUUCCCAUGUAAUAACAUCACAACAGAGUGGGAGAUGCCGCUGGUGAACCCUGCUCUGAUAGACAUGUUGGAUGGACCAGAGUGGACCUCAGUUAACCCCUCCCCAGGCUGCCAGUGUAGUACCCCUAGGAAACUCACAAUGCUGCCUGUCUGCCCUGAGGGAGCAGGGGGGCUUCCACCACCACAGAGGAUCCAGUCGACAGGUGAUGUUCUGGUGGACCUGACAGGCAGGAAUAUCUCUGAUUAUCUGGUGAAGACUUACCCCUCCCUCAUCAAGGCCAGUUUGAAGAGCAAAUACUGGGUGAAUGAACAAAGGUAUGGAGGUAUAUCUGUGGGUGGACAGCUUCCUGUGUUAGAUGUGGACCCUAAGACCAUCCAGGACGCAGCAUCACAGCUGGGGCGACUGCUUAAUGUUACUGGGGGUAAAUACUCCAAACAAACUCUUAAGGACAUUGGAACCUUCCUUCGAUACAUGGAGAGUGAAUACAAUGUCAAGGUGUGGUACAACAACAAGGGCUGGCAUGCCAUGGUGGCCUUCAUGAACGUGGCCAACAACGCCAUCCUUAGAGCCAACCUGCCCAAAGAUGCCAGCCUGGAUGUAUACGGCAUCACCACCAUCAACCACCCUCUCAACCUUACCAAGGAACAAUUGUCUGAAGUCACUGUCCUGAGCACCUCAGUGGAUGUGAUGGUGGCUAUUUGUGUGAUCUUCGCCAUGUCCUUCGUCCCAGCCUCCUUUGUCCUCUACCUCAUCCAGGAGAGGGUGACCCAGGCCAAACACCUCCAGUUCGUUAGCGGGGUCAGUCCCGUCAUCUACUGGAUGGCCAACUUCCUCUGGGACAUGGUGAAUUACUCUAUCAGUGCAGCACUGGUGGUGGGUAUUUUCAUGGUCUUUGACAAGAAGUGCUACACGUCGCCAACCAACCUCCAACCCCUGAUAACCCUGCUCAUGCUCUAUGGGUGGUCUGUGACGCCCAUGAUGUACCCCAUGUCCUACAUCUUCAGUAUUCCCAGCACAGCCUACGUCUCUCUGUCCUGCAUCAACCUGUUCAUUGGCAUCAACAGCAGUGCCAUCACCUUCAUCCUUGACCUGUUUGACAGCACAGCGGCUCUGUAUAAGUGUAACCAGCUGCUGAAGAAGAUGCUGCUGAUCUUCCCCCACUACUGUCUUGGCCGGGGUCUAAUCGACAUGGCUAUGAACCAGGCUGUUACUGAUGUCUAUGCCCGCUUUGGUGAGGACUUCAGUCUGGACCCGUACAGUUGGGACUUUGUAGGAAAGAACCUGGUCUUCAUGGCUGUUGAGGGCUUUGUCUAUUUCAUCAUGAACAUACUGAUCCAGUACCGCUUCUUCCUGGAUCACUGGAUUACAGAUUGUAAGAAGGAUCCCAUCAUGGAGGAAGAUGUGGACGUGGCCCAGGAGAGAGAACACAUCUAUAAUGGUGGAAGCAAGAACGACAUCUUAAAGAUUAGAGACCUCACCAAGACAUACAUGGGGAAGACUAAGCCAGCGGUGGACAGGAUCUGUGUGGGAGUGUCACCUGGGGAGUGCUUUGGGCUCCUGGGUGUGAACGGAGCAGGGAAGACCACCACCUUUAAGAUGCUGACCGGAGACACUGAUGUCAGCUCAGGAGAAGCCUCUGUCACUGGUCACAGCAUCCUGACCAAUAUCCUGGAUGUGCACCAGAACAUGGGCUACUGCCCCCAGUUUGAUGCCAUAGAUGAGCUGCUGACUGGCAGAGAGCACCUCCAUCUGUAUGCCCGCCUCAGAGGGGUGCCUGAGUCCGAGAUCAGCAGGGUGGCAGACUGGGCCAUUCAGAAGCUGGGUCUGGCUGAAUAUGCUGGCCACACAGCCGGGACCUACAGCGGCGGCAACAAGAGAAAACUAUCCACGGCCAUCGCCAUGAUCGGCUGUCCUCCACUGGUCCUGCUGGACGAGCCCACCACUGGCAUGGACCCCCACUCACGUCGUUUCCUGUGGAACUCCAUAAUGAGUGUAAUCCAGGAUGGCCGAGCAGUGGUCCUCACCUCACACAGUAUGGAGGAGUGUGAGGCUCUGUGUACCCGUCUGGCUAUUAUGGUCAAUGGAACCUUCCAGUGUCUUGGUACCAUCCAGCACCUCAAAUACAAGUUUGGUGAUGGUUAUGUGGUCACCAUGAAGAUCCAGGCCUCCACAUCAGGUUGUCCCCCAGACCUGAACCCAGCCGAGGCCUUCAUGGAGAGCACCUUCCCUGGCUGUGUCCAGAGGGAGAAACACUACAACACUCUGCAGUAUGAAAUCGCCUCUUCCUCCUUGGCUAGGAUCUUCCAGCUGGUCCUGGCCAACAAGGACUGCCUCAAUAUAGAGGACUACUCCGUCUCCCAGACAACACUAGAUCAGGUGUUUGUGAACUUUGCGAAGCAGCAGUCAGGAGAGGAUGAUGGCAUGGUGCUGCACCCGAGGGCCGCUGGGGCACGGAGAAAAGAAAUUAAGGUCACACCCCUAAGUUGUCUGGGGAAAUGAAACGUCCCUCCCCACACACGCACACAGACACACACACACACGUAAAACACACGCACACACCUACACACAUGCACGCGUAAACAUACACACACACACACCAGAAACCCAGACAGGAAGAGUUGUCUGGAGAAUUGAACGCUCCCAGAAGACUAAGUGGAGGAUAGUGGAGGGAGGUUGACUAGUUGGUGACACUACUGGUGACUGGUGAGAGACUGAUUGAAAGAGGAAACAUUCCCAGCAGUUGCAGCGCUACAUUUCUGCAAGAAAAUUGUAACAUUGAACUGUUACCAAAAACAAUGCCUGUAUUCGCUUCAUAUGCUCUUAUAAUGCCAAGGAAGAUGAUCUGUUUUGUUUGGCCUUUGGUUUUGAUAAAUGAAAAUCUACUAGUGCAAUAGAGACUUUGACUGUAAAAAUGCAUUUGCUGCUAUUGAAUUCAUAUUGAAAUGAUGAUGUGAUUUUGUAAGCCUAUAUAUACUGUUCAAACAUUGCGCUUCCUUGUGUGUAUACAAUUUUGAAGUUCUAUGUAAAUGGCAGAUCAAUUAUUAGUUUGCUAAUCAGAGAUUAUACAUAAAAAAUAACAUUAAAUUGUCUCUGCGAUAAUAAUAAUUUCAAAUAAAUAUUUUCUGUAAACAUCGACUGAUUCUUUGUGAAAUAUGCAUGACUCCUUUUAGAUGAAUUGACAUGAUAGAAGACUUGUAUAUUUUAAAUGAUCAACAUGAUUUAUUUGUUAUGUACACUUUAUACAAGUUUGGCUGUAAUUUGUACAGUAUGUAACAGUACCUUUUACAUCUAGUAACUCCUGAGAAUUUGUCAGAUUGUAGUUAUAUUGAACAAUAUAUAAAGUAAUAAAUCAGUGAAUUAUCCUCAAUCGUCUCACAAAGUUAAAAUCAUCAGGUUGCUCGUUACAUUCAAACAUGUACAGCUUCAUUGUAGAGGGGGGAAAAAAUCUGCUUUAAAACUUAGAACAUCUGCUAAAGUUUUAUUUUCCAUUUUCCUGGCUCUAGAACACUUCUCAGUUAACACACUCCGCUUUCCCUACUCUACUUACUCUGCAAAUACUGAAAAUAGCCCCGUUACACGUCAGCCAUAAUAAAUAUUGUUCCUGAAGACUUCCUAAACAGGUAUAUCAUAUCAAGUUACAUACACACAUUUCCUCUAGCAAAU
Coregonus clupeaformis (lake whitefish) is the source of this 8253-nucleotide messenger RNA. Its product is annotated as retinal-specific phospholipid-transporting ATPase ABCA4. The transcript is spliced from 48 exons. Gene Ontology annotation, biological process: transmembrane transport; lipid transport. Bases 133 to 7089 code for a protein of 2318 amino acids. NCBI's taxonomy places the organism in Eukaryota, Metazoa, Chordata, Actinopteri, Salmoniformes, Salmonidae. Gene Ontology annotation, cellular component: intracellular membrane-bounded organelle; membrane. The record is from RefSeq and is a predicted model, not a curated record. Gene Ontology annotation, molecular function: ABC-type transporter activity; ATP binding; lipid carrier activity.